AUGGUGGCUGCGGCGGGCUGCGCGGUGGCUUUCGGAGUCGCCCAGCAGCCGCAGGGUGCUGCCGCUGGGACGCCAGGCGCUUCUGCGCUGCGGCGGGCGCGCCAGCUGGCGGCCCGGCAUGCCGACGCGGGGCGAUUGCAGGCCGCCCUGCACCGUGUGGAGGAGCUCGAGGUCGAGCUUCAGAACCUGCAGUCGGCGGUGCGAGCGAUGAGGCUCCAGGCCGUAGAGCAGGCCGCAGCUGUGUUGCCGACGGAGAAGGCGCCUUCGCCGCCUCCGGAGGCCAACCCGGGCGAGCGCUUGGCCCUCAUGGCGCCGGUGCUGACCAACUCGAGGGCAGACUCGAGCACGGUCCGACGCCGCAACGAGGCGGGGCAGUGCUGGGGGGCCCCACCGCGUGCCAUCCGCCGCAUGGGCAAGGCCAGCCUCAACCGCCUCCAGCGCAGCGAAGGGGGCUCGGGCACCGAGGCUCGGCAGCGCCCUGCGAGGCAGGCCAGCGCGCGCAGGCGAUUCGACCUCGCCCAGCGGGCCCGCCUCGCCGAGGUCGCGGUGCAGAGGAUGGAGCUUCCCCCGUCGGGGAGCUUAGGGGAGCUUCCGAAGAAGGUCGCGAUGAAGGUGACGACGGUCGUCCUGAACACCGCGGCGCUGGUGCUGAGCUGGCUGUGGUCCAUGCUGGAGCCACCGACGACCACGACGUCCAUGAUGGUGGCGGUCGUCCCGUGCACCGUGGCGCAGGUGCCACGCCUGGCGGCUGCGAACAUCACGAUGCUGCUCGGUACGCUGGUGGAGUUCCUCGUGUUCUUCUGGCAGGGCCUCGCGUUGCAGAUCGCCGCGUUGGCCCGCGGCGACGGCUUCCCCGACCCGUUCGACGAGCGGAGGGUUACGGGUGGGCGCCGACGGCUUUUGGUCAUCCAGAGCCACUUCUUCCAGACGGUGGGCACGGAGCGGUUGGGGGGCAAGCCGUCCGAGGUCUGGAUCCAGGAGCGCGAGUCGGAGCACCAGGCGCCGGACCGGGUCUUGCGCGCUGCCGAGAAGCUCAAGCCAGCCGCUGCCGUGCCCGCGCCUCCGCGGGGCCGCUGGGGCCACGGCGCGCCAGGCGGAGGCAAGUACAGCAAGGGCCCGAGCAAAGAGGAGAUCGAGGAGGCCGCCAUCCAGAAACACAAGGAGCAGAUCGCGGCGAGGGCCAAGGAUCGACUAAGGACCGCAAAGAUGGGCGAGCGCGACACGCGGGAGGACAUCUCCAAGGUAUUCCGGCUCUUCGACGACGACAGGACAGGGACCAUCACGGCGACCGGAACAUGUUAA
Prorocentrum cordatum is the source of this 1302-nucleotide messenger RNA. The record is from the annotation of a GenBank genome assembly. NCBI's taxonomy places the organism in Eukaryota, Dinophyceae, Prorocentrales, Prorocentraceae.